Molecule: messenger RNA, 2009 nt
Organism: Sorex araneus (European shrew)
Lineage: Eukaryota; Metazoa; Chordata; Mammalia; Eulipotyphla; Soricidae
Gene: GPR62
Product: G protein-coupled receptor 62
Exons: 2
Coding region: 156-1394 (412 amino acids)
Biological process (GO): G protein-coupled receptor signaling pathway
Cellular component (GO): signaling receptor complex; endosome; plasma membrane
Molecular function (GO): G protein-coupled receptor activity
Source: RefSeq, a predicted model, not a curated record
CAGGGGCUGAGUCGCUGGGGUAGAGAAACGAGCCCACAGUCCCAGCCGGCCGUCCCCUGCAUGGGGCCGGCUAAGCUCCCAAGGAGAUGGCAACCCACGCAACGGAGCCGGCGCCUGGACAGCCUGUGAGCACAGGGUGAAGCCCGAGCGCGCGGAUGGCCAAUACCACAGGGCUGACCAGCACAGGGGUCCCAGGCUCGAUGGCACUGCUGCUAGCGGCAAUCGUGGAGGUGGCCGCACUGCUGGGCAACGGCGGGCUGCUGGUCGUGGUGCUGCGCACGCCAGGUCUGCGCGACGCGCUCUACCUGGUGCACCUGUGCAUCGUGGACCUGCUGGCGGCCGCCACCAUCAUGCCGCUGGGCCUGCUGGCCUCGCCGCCGGGCUUGGGCCGCGUGCGCCUGGGCCCCGCGCCCUGCCGCGCCGCGCGCUUCCUCUCGGCGGCGCUGCUGCCCGCCUGCACGCUGGCCGUGGCGGCGCUGGGCCUCGCGCGCUACCGCCUCAUCGUGCACCCGCUGCGUCCGGGCGCGCGGCCCGCGCCCAGCCUGGUGCUCACCACCGUGUGGGCCGCGGCCGGGCUGCUGGGCGCGCUCGCCCUGCUCGGGCCGCCGCCCGCCCCGCCCCCCGCCCCGGCGAGCUGCUCCGUGCUGGCGGGGGGCCUCGGGCCCUUCCGGCCGCUCUGGGCGCUGCUGGCCUUCGCGCUGCCCGCCCUCCUGCUGCUCGGCGCCUACGGCAGCAUCUUCCUGGUGGCGCGCCGCGCGGCCCUGAGGCCCCCGCGGCCUGCGCGCGAGGCUCGGCCUCGCUCCGACUCGCUGGACAGCCGCGUCUCCAUCCUGCCGCCCCUCCGGCCGCGCCUGCCCGGGGCCAAGGCAGCCCUGGCCCCAGCGCUGGCCGUGGGCCAGUUCGCAGCCUGCUGGCUGCCCUACGGCUGUGCGUGCCUGGCGCCCGCAGUGCAGGCCGCUGCGGCAGAGACGGCCGUCACCUGGGUGGCCUACUCGGCCUUCGCAGUGCACCCCUUCCUGUACGGCCUGCUGCAGCGCCCGGUGCGCAGGGCGCUGCGCCGCCUGGCCCGCCGAGCACUGCCCAGGCCUCCGAGGACCUGCGUGCCAAGGGCCUGGCACCCGCGGGCACUGCUGCAGCACCUCCACGGGCCUCCAGAGGGCCCUGCAGAAGCAUCGGAUCAAGCCCGAGCGUUGGCAAGAAAGGAAUCUGAAGAUGUUGGAGGCCACCUGAAGGAAGAGCUCUCACACACACCGAGCCCAGGGCUGCAGGAAGGAGGGUGGAGGGUGGUAUCAGAAGGGUCCCGUCCAGCCUCCUGCACAAACGUUGGCAGGUGCCCUGCUUUGACUUCCAGCUCCAGCUCUGGAACAGGUGGUAAGACGCCCGCUGCCUGGUGAGGCCCAGCGGCUUCUGGGAGCCAGGACUGUUGGCCCUUGUGUCCUUGUGCACACCUUCCACAGACCUUGGCCUUCCCUCUGCAUUCUGGACCAUGACUAAGGGUUCCUCCAGCUUAAGGCGGCUUGGACACUCAUGGAUGGCCGCCAGGCCAGAGGAGCGAGGUGGGCAGGGACACAGGAGAGGGCCCUAGGGCUGCUCACAGCUAAACGAUGGGCAGAACAGGGCAGGGCCCAGGUUCCAGCCACAGCAGGAGGAAUGAGUGGAGAGAAAUUCAGGAAGACUUCCCUGACGUCUGGGCUGAGGAGAAGCCGGUCAAAGCUGCUGGAAUUUCUCCAUCUGCUUCUGAAAGGUCCAGCCAACACCUGGCUCCGUUUGGUGCCAGAGGCAGAAGGCUGUACAUCACGGUAUUCUAAAGGUCUGGAAUCCCCAGAACUGACAUGUGGAAGGGGCCAGAGCCCAGCUGGAAUUUGUGGAGUCACAGAUGGGGGGGUGUCCCCCGGAGCCUUGGCUACACCCAUUUCCUAGGGAACUCGCCAUCCCCAACACCCACAGUGUUUCACAGCUUCCUGGUCUCUGAGAAUAUUUAUUCAAAAACAGGGAUUGAAAAAACUGUA